Messenger RNA from Scleropages formosus (Asian bonytongue), 3562 nucleotides. RefSeq names its product carbonic anhydrase Va (gene ca5a). The coding region runs from base 448 to 1434 and encodes 328 amino acids. Gene Ontology annotation, cellular component: cytoplasm; mitochondrion. The record is from RefSeq and is a predicted model, not a curated record. NCBI's taxonomy places the organism in Eukaryota, Metazoa, Chordata, Actinopteri, Osteoglossiformes, Osteoglossidae. The transcript is spliced from 7 exons. Gene Ontology annotation, molecular function: zinc ion binding; carbonate dehydratase activity.
GACACCCCGUCAUGGGGGCGGACAUGUUAAAAGUUCUGUGUCAAACAUCUGCACGGGUCGAAAUAACGCGGGCAGCGUCGUCGGGUCGGAAAUUUACAUAACUGCCGGCCCACGUUAUGCAACUGCGAGCAGCGGAAAAGGCGGCUGACGCUUCCUUGUUCAAGAGUUCGCUGGAGGAGAGCGGAGACGCGCUUAGACUAGUGCUGCAGUGCAGAAGAGAAGCGCGGAGACGGCGCGACUAGUUAAAGUGGCAGAAGAGGGCAGAGACAAGACUGGUUAAAGUGACGGAUGCGUGGACACCCGACUACUAGUUAAGGGAAGAGAGGCGAAGCAGCGCCGAGCUGUAGAAAACAAACUCCAGCGGCCGCGUGUAGCCUAGGACUAAGACUCGAGGGCUCUCGUGCCGUGCGUGGUGGUCUGCCCGGCCGUUCCGGUCGCCCGGUUGCCAUGGUAACUUUGAGGGUGGUGGCGACGGCAGCGCUGGGUCGCCGUCUGUUUGCGCCCCUGUCCUCGCAGCUCCGGUGUCCCCUGACCCUUCAGGACCCCCGGCGGCACCCGCGUUGGGUCCCGGUGAGGAGGUGCGGAGUGUCCGCCUGUUCCAGCAGAUUUGUGCUCUCUCACAUGCACCCAAUGUGGCAGGAACCACUUGCGAUCCCUGGUGGCGACCGGCAGUCCCCCAUCGACAUUGCUGUGCGCCAAAGCAUCUUUGAUCCAUGCCUUAAUCCUCUCGUCGCCAAAUAUGACCCACGGACCUGCCAGCAGAUCUGGAACAACGGCUACUCCUUCCUGGUGGAGUACGAUGACACCACAGACAAAUCCACACUGAGCGGCGGUCCCCUGGAGGGCCGGUACCGGUUAUGCCAGUUCCACUUCCACUGGGGCGAGAACAAUGCCUGGGGCUCCGAGCACACCGUGGACCACCGCUUCUACCCUGCUGAGCUCCACCUGGUCCACUGGAACGCAGACAGGUACAGCCUGUUUGAAGAGGCUGUGAUGGAGGAGAACGGACUGGCGGUCAUCGGGGUCUUCCUGAAGGUGGGGAAAAGACAUGAGGGCCUACAGAAACUGGUGGAUGCCCUUCCGGCUGUUAGACACAAGGACAGUGUGGUGGAGUUCAUGAAGUUUGACCCCAGCUGUCUCCUGCCCUCUAACACAAAGGACUACUGGACAUAUGCAGGGUCGUUGACCACACCACCGCUGACAGAGGCUGUGACCUGGAUCAUCAUGAAGCAGCCUAUUGAAGUCAGCCAUGACCAGCUGGCUGUGUUCCGGAGCCUGCUGUUUACGUCCGCUGAGGAGGAGGUGCAGAAGAGCAUGGUCAAUAACUUUCGCUCCCAGCAGCCUUUGAGAGGACGCAGAGUGCGCUCCUCUUUCUCGCCAUUCCUGGGCAAAACCCUGUCAGCUGAGGGCACCGGCGAUGCAGCACAGCAGUGACCCUGUCCGCCACACUGCCUCCGUUUGCAAAUGGAAAUGGGGUCCUUGUGGGGGACUGGAUAAAAAAAACGAAACAGAACUUCAGAGGUCCACAUCUGAUUAAGGGAGUACUCCCUAUUAAAAAAAAUAGAAAUCAGACUACACACCAGUUUUCCUCUUCAUAAGUUCCAUGUGCUGCUGUUAAUAUUUUUUUAAUCAACAAAAGUAAAACAUAUGUUUUACCAUAUAGCAGCAAUGUAUUUGGUAAUGUGUUGAUCUGUUUGCAGUACAAGUUGUAACCACAUACUGUAAUGACUCAAAUGGUGAGGAAGUAGAGUUCAUGCUCAGGACUGUUUUAGAGACCCUUGAGGUUUUUAUAUCUCGUAUCAGAUGCUUUUCUCCAAAGCAGCUUCUGUUAACCUACUACCAGUAAUUUACCCAUUUAGCUGGGUAAUUUUGCCUGGAGCAAUUUAGGGCAAGUACGUUGCUCAAGUGUACUGUAACAGGAGGCGGAGUUCAAACCUCCAAACUCCGAGUUCAAAGGCGGCAGCUCAUACUACUACGCCACCAUUUUUUAAAUACGUGAUUUACUUUAGAUUAAUAUUAAAGGUAGAAUGCCUUAAUCAAUAGAUUUCUAUCAGAUGCUGUUACACCACGCACAAUAAAUCCUUAAUUCAGUGUUGCCUACAUAUUAUGCAUAGUUCUUAAUAUUUCAUUUUCAAGGUGUAUGCAAUAAGUGAAUAUUGAAUUUCUUUUUCUUGCAUCCAAGCUCCUGCAAGGGGCAAGAUUUGUCUUGAUUUCUUGUUCUGGUCUGAGAGGAGAACACAGUGAAUGCAGAUUGAUCCUUGCCGUCGACGGUCAUCCCUCUCUGGCCAUCCUUCUGAGGCGGACCACGCUCAGCAGGCUGUUUCUGGCAUUAGGUGGAACCUUACCCAGGCGUGCUUAUUAGGUCAAAGUAUUGUGUGUUCAUGGUCACGGGUGCCAAUAACAUGUUCAGUGAUGUUCUUUGUAGCGGCAGCUGCUCUACUCAUGAGGGCUUAUUGAUUGCCAGCCAGUGUUUCAUCUAUAAUGAAUAGAAUUAUUGACCGCGCAAACUCACACGCAAGCAAUCUCAUUCCCUUUCUGGUUUCUUGGAAAAGGUAUCGGAGUGGAGAAGAGCAGCAGCUUUGCCCUUUGUUCCUUGUUUGCUCUGUCUGUUACCACAGCCUUGGUUGGUUGCACUGAGAGCCUAGAGAUACCAAGGGUUGCCUUCAUUUUUACACUUGGCCUUAGACUCUCGUGUUCUUUUGCUCAGAAUUCACUUUUGUUUCUGUUCAGUGGUUGAGAGGUUGGUACAGAGACAAGAUGAGAUGGAGAGAUGGAGCUGCUCUUCCAGCUGUGUGGUUGGCAGGAGGUACAUUUUCUGGCUUCUGAUUGGUUCCUGCUGGUCUGGAACUCCUGCACUGUUGACUUAGGAAAAAGAUGUGGGCCAAUUCCUUCUGUGUAAUUUUUUUUUCCUCUCCUCCUCACCACAGGCAGGGAGCUGGUUUAUUCUAGAUUGUGAGGGGAGGCUAGUAGAUGGUUGUCUUUGUGUAAGAAUAAUGCUUUUCUGUAAAUGCCCCCUUCAUGGCCCCUUUGCUGAAUGGACCACCUGGACCCAAGUUGGCUGCAUCGAGGAGGCAGCUUGAUGCUAAGCAGAUCCGAAAAGGCUGCUCCGGCUUUGCCAGCAGCGGAGAACCGCAGCACCAGCACACUGCAUGCGUGACUCGCGCAACCCUGUCGGUUAAAGCCUGAGGGGAUUUUCUCUGAGCUGUCUGGAGUUCAGAGGUUGUGAGUUUUAAGAUGGUUUUUCCAUUGGAUCAUUUAUAUGUUAACACCUAGCCUCAAACACAUUUACUCAAGCCAGGAAGAUGUUGGCUUUUCUUUUCCUCUUUGUUUGACUUGCUGAAUUGGAUUCAAACAAAAUUAUUGGGCCUUCAGCAUGAAAGACCUGUGUAACUGGAGAACAUUCCUGUCUUGAAUGUUUGGAGUUUUUGCAGCUUGAGUAGGUCUCAAUUGUAGCACAUUGUCAUGCUACCACCUGUCUUGAGUGUGUUGAAAAAAUACUUUUGCUGUGGGAUACAUUGGGCCUCCAGCUUACAAACAUAGCUGGGACUAGAAGUUUAAAAUU